Molecule: messenger RNA, 1233 nt
Organism: Chenopodium quinoa (quinoa)
Lineage: Eukaryota; Viridiplantae; Streptophyta; Magnoliopsida; Caryophyllales; Amaranthaceae
Product: suppressor protein SRP40-like
Exons: 4
Coding region: 1-1233 (410 amino acids)
Source: RefSeq, a predicted model, not a curated record
AUGGUUUCCCAAUCGCACGCGGCACGACAUAGGAUAGUGAUCAGCCAGUCACCAGGGACGGAUGAAUCUAGAACUAGCAGUGCCGAAUGCUUGGCCAGCGAUCCUGCUUUGCGAACUUCUCCGAAUCCGAUCGUUUAUGUGUCUGUGCUAGACACUAUGGCCAGAACGAAAAGAACAGCAAGAAAAUAUAACUCCGAUGGAUCUUUCUACCAUUCGGAUGGGUCGACUGUCUAUUCAGACGACUCAAUUAGGGCGCCUACUAGCGAGGUGUCUGAGCACCCUAAUAGCCCUUCCUACCUUCCUCCAACCCUAACAUAUUACCAUUCGUCCACCUCUAGUGGAACUCCCAGUGAUGGAAUCCUGGGAGAGGCGGACGAACAAUACAGACCCGGGCCUUCUGGACAGGCGCCGAAAGAGAGUCUGGGGGAGGACCCCGCUGGCCCCAGACGGCGGUCCCCCAGCUCUGAUGAGAGCUCUGAUGACGAGUCGACCUCGUCAUCUUCUUCUGAAAAUGCCUCCAUUACUUCUGAGGAGGCAAGGACCAAAAUAGAUUCCGCCAGGGAAUCCCUGGCAGUGGAUAGAGGGGAGAACAAAGCAAUGGAGAAGAUCUCGGCCUCAAGGAAGCCGGCUUUAUCUGCUGCUCGAUACAGAUCAAACGUCCUGAACAAAACUCCGGACGAGCAGAAACCAGUCGGGACGCCCAAGGGUGCCCCCACCAAGCCUUCUCCUUCCAAACCAUCCGACCCUAAACUUCAGAAAGUUAGGGCGGGAGAUGAGAAGCUUGAGCCUCUUCAAGAGGCCAAUAAGGAGGCCGAGAGAGCCAAGCAGAGGGUAACCCGCCUGGAGCAGCGCCUGUCCAACCAGGAGAAGCAGCUGAAGACCAAGUAUGAGUCCCGAGCUGAUCAAGAGAGGGAGGCCCUUGUCAAACAAAUGAUGGAUGACAAUGAGGCUAUCAUGCGGGCAGCUUGGGCGGCUGUACAGCUGGACUCGGACUAUCAGACUUGCAAGUCCAAGUUUGAUGAGGCCAGCAAGGAAUUCGACGCUCGCCUCAUUGAAGAGGCUGAGAAUGUAGCAAAAGCUGAUGCUGCGGCUGAGGAAGGAUCCAGGUCCGACUCUUCUGGGGAGUCGUCCUCUAGUGGUGAGGAGGGAGAUCAGGCAGAGGAGGUGGAGAAGAAUGAAGAAGAGCAGCCGAAGGACAACUGGCCGGCUGCCAAUGCUGAGAACCUCCCCUGA